Closterium sp. Yama58-4 is the source of this 933-nucleotide messenger RNA. The record is from the annotation of a GenBank genome assembly. Lineage: Eukaryota; Viridiplantae; Streptophyta; Zygnematophyceae; Desmidiales; Closteriaceae.
AUGGUCGACAAGGUGGUGCGCACCGUCGCGACGCUGCUCGGAAACUCCAGCGUGUGGAUUUCUCAUAACACUCCCUGUUGCUUACCCCGUCUCCUCCGACAGCUGGAAGUGAUUGAGAUUGCGAAGACGAUCGAGUCAACAACGGGUGACCUGACGGAGCGCUACUUGACGCCUGAGAAGGCCUUCGGGGGAGAAGGGAAGAGCUGGCUGGUGAACUUCCUCAAAGUCUACAAGGGGGGUGGAGGCAAGCAGGUCCGGGUGCGAGGCGUGGACGGUGCUGGACAGCCUAUCAACCACCUCUACACCAUGCAUGAGAGGAAGCUGAAGGGACACAAGCAGGGGAGCAGUUACGCAGACUGCGUGAAGCUGUGCCGCAAGUCCGCCAAGGACUGCGUGGACAACCUGAAUGAACGGCUGGAUGACCUUGGGAAGCUGGGGCCGACUAAGCUGUUCCGGGCGGCGAAGUGGCUGAAGAUCAAGGCGCAGCGGGAGAAAAAGUGUAAGGAGUGGCUGAACGGAUGCAGCAGGCUGUUCCGCAACAAGCUGCCGGGAUUCGACCUCAAAGCAGCAGAGAGGGAGCUCCCGACUUUCUGCGCCAUCAUGGAGAGCCACCAUGAGAUGGAGAGCUUCAACAAGGGCCUGUCCAACUUUCUCGGGAGUCCAGACUCAAAGAGGAGGCGCCCUGCGAAGAGCUUGAAGCUGGCUGUGGCAGAGAGGGAGAGGAAGGGGAAGCAGAAGGAGGGUGAAGAUGUGGCUGCUGGACAUGCUGGAGAGAACGAGGAUGAGGUGGAGGAGGAGGAGGACGAUGAGGUGGAGCAGGCCUUCGGCGACGAUCAGGAUGUCGUGGGGGAGGAAGAAGUGGAGGACAAUCCAUUCCUCUCGGACGAUGAGGACGUGGAGGAGGUGUACUUCAUUGACAAGCCUGUGCACUAG